AUGGAAAAUGGCGAAGCCAGCGGGCGCACCGAUCACGACCGGCCGAGCACCAAUGUUAACGGAGUCGUGGAUCAGACCGGUGCGCCCGACGUCAAGGGCAAGGGGAAGACCGCCGCCAGCUUCUCGGACACGCCGCGCAUGAACGACCUCCCAGACGACAUUGUCCACAUCACGCAGGGCUUCGUCCCGCUCUCGGCGUUCCUCACGCGCCUGGCGCAGCUUACACACAACUCGGUGCAGGAAAAGAUGACGGAGCUGGCCAAGAUGCCAAUCCCGGCGUCGGCGGUGAAUGGCGGCGCGACCAACUUCACGGCAAGCGCGCCCGAUGACACCUCGGCUGAGAACCUGCGGAAAAAGGCUGCGCUGCUACACUUUACGCAAGAUAUGCACGCAAAAUGGGUCAAGGCACUCGUCAUCAUGGAAUGGAGCCGCCGGGCGCCACAUGUUAGCAAACUGAUUGAUUUGAAAUUCCAUAUGGACCAGCUGCGCAUUUUCUAUGACACAUGCGUGGAUAGUAUGGUCAAUGUCAAGCGAGAUCUGUCGUAUGCGCGCAUGCCUGCCCCGGAUCUGAAGACGGCCCUGCAAAUAUUGUCCACCGGAAGUGCUCCAUGGAUACCAGACCAUCAAUAUAUAGAACCCCCUCCCCUGACGCGUCGCGAGAAGUUGCGCUGGAUCAAAGAUUUAAAUACACGCUUGUCCCUGCGACUCAACUUGGACGAUUACGAUAAAAUACCAUAUCAGUUCCGCAACUACGAGAUUGGCUCUGGCCGCGUCACAUUCAAGGUCCCUGACGAGUUUGAAGUGGAGCUGACGAUUGCUGACGAAGACUCUGAGAAGCAAUUCUGGUUCAUCGAUUUCCGAUUCGCAUUCAAACCUUCAGCCCUGUCUCUCUCUGAGGGAUUGCGAAAUUUCUUGGAGAGUUAUGUCAACGAUUCGCUGGCGAGGAAUGGCCUAGAGGGGUGCUACCAGUUCUUACACGAACUUGUGCUAACAGCCAAGAUAACCGAGCUCAAGCGCCAGGCUCUGCAGCUGAGCAGAACCUCAUGGGACGGUACUAUUGUGGUUGAGCCGCUCAACCGUGCCUUAGCGAUUCAGUACUGGUCAUCGCGUGCGUCUGCGACGAAGUCGUGGGUGCUCAUUGCCAUCAACAGCGGAAAAAAGAAUGGCAAGAUGGAUGCGAAGUCGCCGAGCCACUUGGUUGCAAAGUGGUACAGAGACAACAAAGAGGUCACGGAUGUAAAGCUGGUUCUUGACGUUGGCAACCUCUCAGCCGAAUCCCUGCUCAAGGAAGUGAUUGGACGACACAUUGGAUAUAUUCUGCAGAGCAUCCGUGACAAGCUGCUCGAGGCACCACGCUUCAAGCAACAUGAAUCGGCCAUGACCUUGCGCAUCUCGAACAGAAAUCCUGGCAACUGCAUGCUCACUACGCAGAUCAGCCAUAACAAUACGACGACACUGCUGGUGGAACCAACGACGGGCAUAUUUGCCGUAAAGCCGCAGUCGAAGUUUUCAAUUCAAUACGAACAUCAACUUAACAACGGCAAAAAUUCUGCCGACGACGGCGCUGCAUGCCUGGAGAAUGUACGCUGCGCCAUGAUGGAGGACGAGCUGCACCGCCGCGGCAAUGUCUUGGGCUGGCAGACGCAAAAAUCGCCUCUUACGAUGGAGGAAACAAAAACUAUCACAAAAAUGCGCGAGUGGACUCGCACAAUCUGGAUGCGCAAGCAGGGCUGGGGGCAGAGCUGGUACGUCGCUAUUCUGCUCGGCCUCGGCGGCGACGAGUGGUGGUUGCUGGAGGCAAACCGCGAUGAACCAGGCCGUCCCGUCAAAUUUCAAGCCAGGCUGCCACUCAGCAAGGGACACCCAGAUCUCUCCUAUGCCUUCUGGAGCCACCUGACUAUUUUCGCAACUGGCAUGAUUUCGCAGGCAGUCGACAUGCGCGAACUGCACCGCCUUCGCAUCAAGAGCCGGGUAAGCAACAGCAGCGACCUCGCGCUGCCACAGCAGAUUCACCUGCCUUCUAUUCAAGUCGCUUUGUCAGCCAUGUUUCCCAACAUGGUCCAGGACGGUGGCUCGAAACCGGCUGGUCGCCAAUCAUGGGCAAACGACGUGGUCACUAUUCGGUUCAAAGGUAUUGAAUCAAGCGACGACAGCCUGACGUGCGUAUCAGAAGCUGUGCUCCGCGUGCGUAAGCCGUCCAAGUUUGCCGCGCUGAAGGGAACCGUCGAUGGGAACCUCUCGUACAAUGCCAAGGUAGGCGAGUUCUGCCUCUGCGUGCAGCACGGCAUGGGUGAGCCAGUCCUUGCGCUCCUCAAGUCACGGAUCCAGGCUAUUGACCGAUUCGUCAACUUCUUGGAAGCCAUGGACAAGGCCAAGGGAUCGAUUGUGGGCGAGUUGGUGACACUCAAGGAGAUUCGGUUCCUGUACCACCAAGCUGGCAGCGGCAGCGACAGCAAGCAGUGGCGCAUCACGUUGGACCUCUCCAAGGACGAUAUCGCUAUCAAGAUUGACUACGGCAACCCGCACCUGCGCGUCGUCGACCUCAUGCAGCAGCUCGUCAACGGCGACGGCGGCAUUGGAGCCCUUAUGGGAUGGCUCCCCGUGUCGCUGCAGGCGCUGGAGGCUAUCAGCAGCAUCGAGGCCCGCUGGGAGGAGCCACAGCACAAACGCCUCGGCCAGGUCGAGAUUGCCAUGAAGACGUUGUCGUGGCUGAGCCUACAGUACACUGUGGCUGCCGCUGGCUCGUCGGGUGCCAAGAAGCGCGUCAUCUUGCAGGUUCGCACCAAGACGCGACGCGGGGAGACUUGGUGGCACGUGUGGCGCGACGAUGACGGUAGCAGUGACGAUGCCUACGGGACGGCACUCAAGGCUGUCUGGGACGGCCGUGGCGAAGGUUGGAUGGGCCUGUCGACGGGCGCCGCAGCACGCUCCGAGGGCGGCAUCGUCGCCAUGCUGCUCGCGGUGGACGACGCGAUGCGCUCUGUCGCCCUCGUGGACGAUGGCUCCACGGCGACGGGGACGCAGCCCUCGACGACGAACCCGUCCUUUACGCAACCUACGACGCAGAGCCAAAACAGCGGUAGGGACGUGGUGGUUUUGGAUUAG
Akanthomyces muscarius is the source of this 3105-nucleotide messenger RNA. RefSeq lists its product as uncharacterized. Lineage: Eukaryota; Fungi; Ascomycota; Sordariomycetes; Hypocreales; Cordycipitaceae. The record is from RefSeq and is a predicted model, not a curated record. Gene Ontology annotation, cellular component: mediator complex; core mediator complex. Gene Ontology annotation, molecular function: transcription coregulator activity. Bases 1 to 3105 code for a protein of 1034 amino acids. Gene Ontology annotation, biological process: regulation of transcription by RNA polymerase II. The transcript has 2 exons.